This is a messenger RNA of Homarus americanus (American lobster), 2445 nucleotides long. RefSeq lists its product as uncharacterized. Gene Ontology annotation, cellular component: membrane. The record is from RefSeq and is a predicted model, not a curated record. Gene Ontology annotation, molecular function: glutamate-gated receptor activity. The transcript is spliced from 12 exons. Bases 81 to 2123 code for a protein of 680 amino acids. Lineage: Eukaryota; Metazoa; Arthropoda; Malacostraca; Decapoda; Nephropidae.
AUCAAUUGAAGAUCGUUCCCAGGAAGUCACAGAGGAGGCGACUCCACCAUACCGGUAAUUUACUACAAGGUUUCCAGAUAAUGAUGGCGUCACUCGGGCAUCGUUUGGUAGUGUUGGCUGCCACUGUGAUGACCAUCUCCUCCGUGGCUAGUCAGGAUAUGGUUGGACCCGUGGAGCAGGUGGGCGUGGAUGUGGGCGUGAUGGUGGGUCAGGUAGUGGAGCACCAUCUCACCGGCUGUCACCUGGUGCUCAUCACCACUACACAACACUCGCACGUAUUUUCAAGUAUAAUCAGACACAUGGGUGUGAGUAUGGAGGCUGGUGUGGUAGUGGAGGCAGGGUGGGUGCUAUCUCAGGACCAGGUAGCUCAAGACCAUCUCCUCCAGAGGCUGCUGGGGGAGGUCAAAACAACCUGCCGGGCACUCAUCCUCGACCUGACCACCAACAACCGUAGUGCUGACAUAGCUCUCAGAUUGGCAGAGGUGGCAGGAUUGUGGAAGACGCCAGAGACGCGGGUGGUGGUGGUGGGUGGGAUGGCAGGAGUGAAGGACGUCCUCCUCCACCAUAGUCUCCGUAACACCGUCCACGGCCUCUACCUGGCCCUCCACGACCUCACCCUCCACACACCACCACGUAUCGGCAGCUCACGCCUCAGGAAAGCCUUGCCACGGGAAGGAGUGAGUGAGCGUGUGUGGGUGUACCGGCGGUGUCUGUACUGUAACAACGGAGAGGCGGACGUCCAAUAUUUUUACCAGUGGAACAGUACCUCCUUCUACCAUCUAAGCGGUUUUCUCUUGAACGAACCGCUUCAAAACAUGAUGGGUCAGAAGCUCCGGGUAGUCACUCUCCCUUUAUUCCCUUACAUGGACUACAGCAGGAUCAACGAUGAACCAGGGAACAUGGUCGCCCCCAAAGACUCUCUGGAUGUAAGGUUAAUCAGCACUUUCGCUGCGGUGUUCAACUUCACCUACGAGGUAAUAGAGGAACCUAAUAGGUCAUUUGGUAACGAAAAUGGCGGCAACUUCACCGGGAUGAUCGGUCAACUCCAACGGGAGGAGUCGGACUUCUGCACCAUAGUGGCGCCUACACCAGGACGACUCAAGGUCACAGAGUUUAUCAGAGGGUAUCCGGCUGAUAUGCUGGUUGUAACGUCUCUGAAACCCACACUACUGCCUGCACAUCUCUCACUGGUCAGACCAUUUGCACGAAACCUUUGGUUUGCAUUGUUGGCGAGCGUGGUAACGUGGGGUUUGAUUAUGUGGGGACUACAGAGGACAUGGAGGUGGGUGACGGGAGGACGCGGUCUCAGGUUCAGCACAGCCCUCCUGUACGGAUGGGGAGCGCUCCUUGAACAGCCACCCGUCAACCCCUCCGUCAACGAUUCAGGAAGAUUACUGGUGGGGUGGUGGCUGGUGUUCUGUCUGAUCAUCACCACUGGAUUUCGAUCGUCUCUUAUCGCCCACCUGACCGUUCAGGGGAAAUCCUCAACCCUGGACAGUUUCCAGGACCUGCUAGGUCAGGGCAACUGGAGGUGGGGCAGCGAGCCUUGGUUUUUCAAUGGAGCAGCCUUAGAAUAUUUCAGCAAACACACUGACCCUGUGGUGCAGCAGAUAUACAAAGGGAUGGAGGUUUUAGUGGUGAAGGAAGCUCUUAGGAACGUGCUGGCUGGGGGCUUUUCCUUCAUUACUGUCCAAAACUACAUUACAGUCAUCAUCACCUCCAUGUACACCGACGCCAACGGAGAGACGCCAUUCUACAUCAGCAACAAGGGAAGAUAUAUAUUAGCGUGUUUUGGAUGGGGUUUAAGGAAAGGUGCACCAUUCUAUCAGCGUUUUGUUCAGUUGAUGUCUCGACUGGAGGACGCUGGUAUUAUACAACACUGGACUAACGACGUAAUAGCUAGACGCGUGAGAGAGAACAGAGCAGCUGCAACACUAGACCCCCAGGCAGCCAAGGGAGACCCUACACAGGACGACAAUGGGGAGGUGGUGUUGGGUUUGAACCAUCUGCAGGGCGCCUUCUUCCUGUUAUUUCUUGGCUGCAUCAUCGCUUUACUCAUGCUGCUGGGGGAGAACUUCAUUCACUCUCUCUCCUCACCCAAGCAACACCCUUCCCGAUCUUAACAGACCUCAGACUAUGUUGCUGUGAUCUAGGAAUCCGUCACAGAAAAUUAUCUAAGCCAUUCUGACAUACUGAAGGUAAGAUAUGUUCGGAGAUAAGGGACAACGGUUUUAAUGGGCUAUCAGUACUGUGACCCUUAGAGUACUGGCAUGAUUAAAUUUGGAUGAAGAACGCAAUUCGUGCACAUGAUAUAUAUCUUUAUCAGAGUACAAUUACACAUAAUUUGCUGGAACCAGUAAUUCUAGCAGAUAAUAUAUCCAAAUAAUUUAUAAUUUUUAUAAUAAUCUGAAUCUUAAUUAACACAUCAAUAAAGUUGUUCUUCCA